This is a messenger RNA of Naegleria lovaniensis, 747 nucleotides long. RefSeq lists its product as uncharacterized. Gene Ontology annotation, biological process: peptidyl-glutamate ADP-deribosylation. The transcript has 2 exons. Lineage: Eukaryota; Heterolobosea; Eutetramitea; Acrasida; Naegleriidae. The coding region runs from base 1 to 747 and encodes 248 amino acids. The record is from RefSeq and is a predicted model, not a curated record.
AUGAAAGUAGAGCAAGACGACAACACCACCAUCGCUGAUCUGGUUCGUGAAGCAUCUGCCACAACUUCAUCAAGUUCAUCAACCACUGAACUGCUAAUCAAUAACAAUAAUACAACUGUAUCAAGCUCGGAGCAUGCAAAUUCCAGCUCGUCAUCAAAAUCUUAUUCGUUUUCUGAAAAAUUUGGAGAUUUGUUCUCCGAUGAGAAUACAGAUUCACUAUGCCAUUGUGUGAGUGAAGAUUUGGCCAUGAGCAAAGGAAUUGCAUUGAUAUUCAAGAAUAAAUAUGGAAGAGUUGAUGAAUUGAGAAAGCAGAAUGCCAAGACAGGUGGUCUGGCUGUAUUACAUGUCCCAGAGGAUAAUAGAUACAUUUAUUACUUGGUGACCAAACCUAAAUACUUUUUAAAACCAACCUAUGACACUCUGUUGUCAAGUUUAAAGUGUAUGAAACAACAUGCUAUCGAGCAUAACGUCACACGUAUUAGCAUGCCCUUAAUUGGUUGUGGGCUCGAUAGGCUUCUAUGGCCUCGUGUUAGAAAUUUACUCGAUGAGACUUUUGGAGAUUUGGAAAUGCAUUUAACCGUGUACAAGUUGGACAACAAUGAUUCCUCAAACAAUAGUGGCAAGAGUCGAAACAAAGGCAAUGGAGGAGGCGGAAACAAAAAAGGAGGAAGAGGAGGCGGUCAAAAAAGAGGAAACAAUUCACAAAGCAGUGGCUACCAUCAACGAGGAGGUAAAAAAACAAAAUAA